GGGGGGGGCGCGAGGCGGCCGACGAGAAGGGAGUCUGGUGGAGGCGGAGCCGGCGCUCGAGCCCGGCCGGCCUGGACUUCGCGCAGCACGGCGGCCGCUGCCGCCGCCGCCAACCACCGUCCCACCCAGAGCAGCAGCAGCUCCUGAAUUUAAUGAAGCUAUCAGAAGACAUCUCAUUGAGUUCUUGAAAUGGAAUAUUCAUUAACCGUGUUUAAAUAAGGCAACUAUGUCAUUCACGCAAUGUAUGCCUCUGAUCUUCUAGCAGGAAAUGAGUCUUGGAAGUAAAAUGAGACUGAAUGAGGCACAUCCAUGAAGAAACUCCUUGUUUAUAUAUUUUAAGGACAGAACUCUGAAAGAGUCGAACAUCAAGACUUGCCUGUACUUUCAUAAUGAAGAAAAUUAGUCUCAAGACCAUUCGUAAAUCUUUUAAUUUAAAUAAGAGCAAAGAUGACAGUGACUUUGUAGUAGUUGCACAGCCAUCAUUAAAUGAUUUUGCAAAAGACGACUCCUUAUUUGGGAGCUGCUACGGUAAAGAUUUGACUAACUGCGACAUUAACAGCGAAGAUGAGAAAGGUGGGAAAAACAGAUCAAAGAGUGAAAGUUUAAUGGGUACGUUAAAAAGAAGACUGUCAGCAAAACAGAAGCAGAAAGGCAACAAAGGUAGUACCCCAUCUGUAAGUUCUGCUGAUGACGACACCUUCUCUUCUUCUUCUGCUCCAAUAACCUUCAAAGAUGUGAGAGCUCAAAGGCCUCUUAGAUCCACUUCCCUACGAAAUCAUCAUUAUAGUCCAACUCCGUGGCCCCUUCGUCCAACAAACUCAGAAGAAACAUGUAUAAAAAUGGAAGUAAAAGUAAAAGCCUUGGUCCAUUCCUCAAAUCCAAGCCCUGCACUGAAUGGUGUUCGCAAAGAUUUCCAUGACUUGCAGUCAGACAGCAUGUUCCAGGAACAAAACAAUGCAUUAAAAAGUACAGAAUCUCAGAAUGGAGAUUUGCAUCUCCAUAUUGAUGAGCAUGUGCCUGUAGUUAUUGGACUUAUGCCUCAGGACUACAUUCAGUAUACUGUGCCUUUAGAUGAGGGAAUGUAUCCUUUGGAAGGAUCACGUAGUUACUGUUUGGAUAGUUCCUCACCCAUGGAAGUUUCAACUGUUUCUUCUCAAAUGGGUGGUAGUGCAUUUCAUGAAGAAGAAGCUUCAGUGAGUCAAGAUGUAGUAGUUCCUCCAGAUAUCUUUGUGGACCAAGCAGUAAGUGGUUUAUUAAUUGGUACCACAGGAGUCAUGUUGCAAAGCCCAAAAGUUAAUCACAGUGAUGUUCCUCCACUCUCCCCACUGCUACCUCCAAUACAGAAUAAUCAAAUCCAAAGGAACUUCAAUGGCCUGAAUGGCACAGAUGUCCAUGUGGCUGAAAGUAUGCGGUGCCAUUUGAAUUUUGAUCCUAACUCUGCGCCUGGAGUUGGAAGAGUUUAUUAUUCUGUACAGAACAGUGGUCCUAUGGUUGUGACAAGUCUCACAGAAGAACUGAAAAAACUUGCAAAACAAGGAUGGUACUGGGGCCCAAUUACACGAUGGGAAGCAGAGGGGAAGCUGGCCAAUGUCCCUGAUGGUUCAUUUCUUGUACGAGACAGCUCUGAUGACCAAUACCUUUUAAGUCUGAGUUUCCGUUCCCAUGGUAAAACUCUUCAUACUAGAAUUGAACAUUCAAAUGGUAGAUUUAGCUUUUAUGAACAACCAGAUGUGGAGGGACAUACUUCUAUAGUUGAUCUAAUUGAGCAUUCAAUCAGGGACUCUGAAAAUGGAGCAUUUUGCUAUUCAAGAUCUCGAUUGCCUGGAUCUACAACUUAUCCAGUCAGACUGACCAAUCCGGUGUCUCGUUUUAUGCAGGUGCGCUCUUUGCAGUAUUUGUGUCGCUUUGUUAUACGCCAGUAUACCAGAAUAGAUCUGAUUCAAAAACUGCCUUUGCCAAACAAAAUGAAGGAUUAUUUACAAGAAAAGCACUACUGAAGGCUUAGGGGAACCUUGCAUCUUGCACUUUGGGAACAACAACAAAAAAUUAAAAGAGAGAUUGAAAUACAGUUUACAAACUUUAAUUGCUAUCAUUCUUUUGCUGCCAUAAUUUCUUUUUUCUGCAUCAAGAAGGGUAAUGCAUUUUUAUUUGUUGAUUGGGUGGUCUGGGUUUUUCUUUCUAAAGUUUUUCAGAAGAGUGAAACAGCUAUCCUUCAUUCAAUGUGUAAAAUUAAUCACAAUGUGAAUGAUAAAAGUUUUCCUAAAACUCCCCAUCUUGCUGCUAAUCCACUGUGAUUUUUAUGCAUUUGAAGCACAUUUCAUGUGUUUUCAACCAUAAGUAAAAGUUGAAACUUAAUGGGAUAUGUUUUGUCUUCUUCAAUUAGCUUUGUUUGUUUGUGCUUUUUUCUUUUUUUUAAUUAAAGAAGAGUGGAUAAAAUGUGCUACAUAAAACUGA
Molecule: messenger RNA, 2454 nt
Organism: Pogona vitticeps (central bearded dragon)
Lineage: Eukaryota; Metazoa; Chordata; Lepidosauria; Squamata; Agamidae
Gene: SOCS6
Product: suppressor of cytokine signaling 6
Biological process (GO): regulation of growth; phosphatidylinositol phosphate biosynthetic process; intracellular signal transduction
Cellular component (GO): phosphatidylinositol 3-kinase complex
Molecular function (GO): 1-phosphatidylinositol-3-kinase regulator activity
Source: RefSeq, a predicted model, not a curated record